Molecule: messenger RNA, 859 nt
Organism: Terrapene triunguis (Three-toed box turtle)
Lineage: Eukaryota; Metazoa; Chordata; Testudines; Emydidae
Product: eukaryotic translation initiation factor 1b
Exons: 4
Coding region: 187-528 (113 amino acids)
Biological process (GO): translational initiation
Cellular component (GO): eukaryotic 43S preinitiation complex
Molecular function (GO): ribosomal small subunit binding; translation initiation factor activity; RNA binding
Source: RefSeq, a predicted model, not a curated record
CAUUUUGUGAGAGAAGCAGUCGCUGCUGCCUCCGCGUCCGCGCCGCGCUCGCCGCCCCGGCUCCCUGCCGUCGCUCCGGACUUGCGGUUUGUUUUUUUCUCUUCUCCCUGCAGAUCCUGUGAGACGUGACCCGGGCGCACCCAGCCGCGGCCUUCUCCCCUGCUCAGCGCCCCGCCACUGAAUCGCAUGUCCACUAUCCAGAACCUCCAAUCCUUCGACCCCUUUGCUGAUGCAACUAAGGGUGACGACUUACUCCCGGCAGGGACUGAGGAUUACAUUCAUAUAAGGAUCCAGCAACGAAACGGCAGGAAGACGUUAACUACUGUUCAGGGAAUUGCAGAUGAUUAUGACAAAAAAAAACUUGUGAAAGCUUUCAAAAAGAAAUUUGCUUGUAAUGGUACUGUGAUUGAGCAUCCUGAGUACGGUGAAGUUAUCCAGCUUCAAGGUGACCAGAGAAAGAACAUUUGCCAAUUCCUCUUAGAGGUUGGCAUCGUCAAGGAGGAACAGCUGAAAGUUCAUGGUUUUUAAAAUGUGUAUAAUCACAUGAAGAAUUCUGCAGUUUUUGUUCAUACUCACGCUGGCUAAACUGUGAAAUAUGAGUCUUUUCAGUAAAUGGACUUCCCACUUACCUAAGCAUUUAAAGAUUUAUUCACAUUUGCAUGAUUACAGAAAACAUGUGGUGUGUAGACUAGAAACACACAAAAAAAUUGCAGUAAGAUGGUAAUGAAGACCUUUGUGAAUUUUUAACACAUUUCCAAUGGAAAUGUUUUAGUGCUGAUUGUUGAGUUUAUUACUUUUCACCUGACUUAAAUGUUUUUGUUGUAUUAAAACCAUGUAUGUUGCAGCUUAAAAAUUAAGU